AUGUCUACACAACAAAUUCAAAGUGCUCCUAUUAGCCCAAAAGGGUCAAAAUUUAGCAUAAAGUUGCCCGUGUCUCCCUCCGAGAGCAAAGUUCUUCCGCCCAUUGUUGAAGAUUCACCCAGUGAAAUUCGUUCUUCAAUUAGAUUUGAUUUGCCUCGAACUUCAUCAUCCUUUUCAACUCUAACUUCCCUUUCUGAAUCAACAAAAAAUAAUGCGAAGAACUUUAAUGUUGCCCACCCUUGUGCUGACCUCAGUUUCCUUCGAAAUAUUCACAAACGCACAAAACGCAAAAGGAGGCUUCGAAAGCUUUGUCAUAUUUUAUACUGUAUAGUUGUCUAUGGACUACCGAUAGGCGGACUGAUUCUUGGAAUAGCUGGCAUUAUACUUGGCCACUUUUUGCACAUUGAACCUGUGUUUGUUGGAAGUUGCGUCCUCUUAAUCUCAGCUGUUGGAGUUAUUCUGCAAUCCUGUUUUUGGAAACGCAGCUUGCCAAACAAAUUUCGGGCAACAGAAGUUCCCUUUAUUACACCACAGGAGGAUAGUCUAAUAUCUAAAUCGAAUGAGCAAUCUGAACAAGAGAAUGACAAUGAAAAAGCUUCAACAAUCUGUCAUAGCGAUACUCCUAAACCAACUUCAAUAAAUUCUGCACAAGUUCGACGACUCAGUUUGGCUUUGACUAGAGCUACAGCAGAACUCUCUGCCGCUAGACAAAUAUCUUCAGUAGGUGGUACUGGCAGUGGAGUACUGAAUCUUGCGCGAAGGUUGACAAUGGCUCCAGUUCAAUAUGGUGACUUCGGGGAAUUGCGAGGAUACAAAUCCGGAAAUGGGUGGGUAGCUGGUCAUUUUCCGCAUGGAGUAAGGCGAAGUCUGGCUUGGAAUGAUACUGGAGCAUCUAGGUUUUAUGCAUCAAAUUACAAUUAG
This is a messenger RNA of Rodentolepis nana, 921 nucleotides long. The record is from the annotation of a GenBank genome assembly. Lineage: Eukaryota; Metazoa; Platyhelminthes; Cestoda; Cyclophyllidea; Hymenolepididae.